UGAAAGUAAUAGAUUUUUGAAUUCAAUUAGUCUUUAUAUUAUUUUUUUUUUUUUAAGUUAGGUAUAGGGUUAUUUUCUUUGACUUCUUUAUUCACUAUUCUUGAAAAGCACUAAACUUCAAAGCAUACAAAGAUAUCAACAAACCUUUUGUGAGUAGUUAUGAUUUAUCUCUUAAGUUGCCAAUUGGUAUUAUACUAUUAUGUACAAAAAUUAUUCUGAAAAUGUAGCUUCACCGAAGACAGUACGUACAUCAACUCAGUUAAUUACGUCUAUUUGAAUGCGAAUGUUUUACUCUUAAUCCUGAUUAUUGUCACCCUCUCUAGGAAUAGUCAAAAACGAAUUGUGUUUUGAUUCGUUUCAAGACAAUGAUACAAAGAUGGGGAAGAUGCUCGCCAUCAAUGCGUCAAUGUCGGUGAGCAAAUUAUAAAAUGGUCGUCUGUCUCGUAUGGACAUUGGAGAGUGUCCAAAAAUACACGAUAAUGCACUAAGAGCAGAUUUUGAAAAAGCUCAACAGAAAUUUGAUUACUAUUAUGAUGUAGAUGCCACUGAACAUUUACAAGCAUUUAUUAGUGAUUGUGAUCGAAGAACAGAAGCAGCUCGUAAAAGAUUAUUAGAAACUCAAGAGGAACUAACAGCUGAAGUAGCUGAAAAAGCCAAUGCUGUUCACGAGUUGGCUGAAAAAAUAGGUCAAACAUUGGCCAAAGCUGAAGAAUUGGGUGCCCAAGGUUUGGUGGAUGAAAGUCUUAAAUUAAUGGGAGAAAUAGAAGAAUUGAGAAAAAAAAAAUCAGAAGCUGAAGAUACUUAUAGAAACUCAAUGCCCGUGAGCAGUUAUCAACAGCAAAAAUUAAGAGUGUGUGAUGUUUGUUCAGCUUACUUAGGUAUACAUGAUAAUGAUAGAAGAUUAGCUGACCAUUUCGGAGGAAAACUACAUUUAGGAUUUAUUAAAAUAAGAGAAAAACUUACUGAGCUUGAAAAAAACUAUGAAGAAAGACAUGAAGCUCGCCGUAAGUUUGAUGAGCAAGAACGUGUCAAAAGAGAUGAUAAAAGAAGUUACAGAUCUAGAAGUAAAGAUAGAAAUGAUCGUCACCGACGAUCUAGGUCACGGAGUCGUCAUAGCAGACACCGUACACGGAGUCGAAGUCGCAGUCGUAGCCACAAACAUGAUAGACGAGAUAGAGAUAGACGUCGCUAUUGAUAAUGAAUUAUAUUGUUUCACUAAUAUAUUAUACAUAUA
Messenger RNA from Sipha flava (yellow sugarcane aphid), 1234 nucleotides. Its product is annotated as putative RNA-binding protein Luc7-like 1. Gene Ontology annotation, cellular component: U2-type prespliceosome; U1 snRNP. The record is from RefSeq and is a predicted model, not a curated record. Lineage: Eukaryota; Metazoa; Arthropoda; Insecta; Hemiptera; Aphididae. Bases 446 to 1195 code for a protein of 249 amino acids. Gene Ontology annotation, biological process: mRNA splice site recognition. The transcript has 6 exons. Gene Ontology annotation, molecular function: mRNA binding.